AUGGCGGAGCCAUCGGCCUCCUCCGCGGCCGCCACCGCCGCCGCGGAGCAGACGGACGCGGAGAGGAUGGAUGCCCUGGACCGGAUGCUCAUGCGGCUGGCCCUCGCCGACGACGCGCGCCUCGCGCCGGUGCUCGCCCGCGUCCUCCCCUACGCCGUCACCUCGCUGGCCUCCCCCGCGCCGGCCGUCCGAAAGCUCGUUAUGGAAAUUCUUAGUCACAUUAACAAAAGGGUGAAGCACAGGCCUGAGAUUUCAUUGCCAAUGCUGGAGUUAUGGAAGAUCUAUACUGAAUCUACUUCCGCAACAAUGGUCCGAAACUUUUGUAUCAUAUAUAUUGAGAUGGCGUUUGAGCGCCUGCCAACCGAGGAGAAAGGGAACAUCGCACCUGAUCUUUUAAUCAAUAUAUCAAAUGUUCCAGCCCAGCAUCAAGGGAUCAUCUUGAGACUUGUAACAAAGGCUAUUGGCGAAUAUAACACCCAUAAGGCGGACGAGACUAUUGCGUCAAAAUAUCAAGUAAUAACUGAAACCAAGGAUGGUCUAGUAUUUGCUGAAUUCUGUUUUCACACAUUAUUGUAUCAAGCACCACCUCAAGGUACUGGAUGCCCAGCAGGACUGUCAGUUGCCCAAUCAGAACGUGUCACCAGAAAACAACCCCUAAAAAUCGACGUACUUGCAUCAAGAAAGCUAGGAAUCUUGAAUGUCAUUGAAGCUAUGAACUUCGCACCUGAGAUUGUGUACCCUCUUUAUUUAUCUGCUUCUUCAGAUAGCCAAGAGCCAAUUUCUAAGAAAGGAGAAGAGUUCUUAAAGCGCAAAGCUUCAACAGUAAAUUUAGAAGAUCCGAACCUUAUCAAGAGACUGUUCACAUUGUUCAAUGGUACUGUGGGUGCAGAAAAUAUAGCUGCAGAGCUGAAAGUUUCCCCAGCACAUGCUUCGUUGCGUAUGCGGCUUAUGAGUGUUUUCUGCCGAUCAGUUGCUGCAGCAAAUGCAUUUCCACACACACUUCAAUGCAUCUUCAGCUGCAUCUACGGAAGUGGAACUACUUCAAGGCUGAAGCAGUUAGGAAUGGAGUUCACUGUCUGGGUUUUCAAACAUGCAGUAACUGACCAGCUAAAGUUAAUCGGUCCAGUUAUACUUAGUGGAAUAUUGCGCUCCCUUGAUGGUUCUUCAACUGCAGAAACAGAUUCUACCGGUAGAGAUACCAAAAUAUUUGCCUACCAGGCUAUUGGUUUGCUUGCCUCUCGCAUGCCAAAUUUAUUCAGUGAUAAAACUGACAUGGCUAUACGACUCUUUACUGCUUUGAGAUUGGAGGAUCAAUCUCUUCGUUUGACAAUUCAAGAGGCGGCUACUUCCCUUGCUACAGCAUAUAAGCGUGCUGCAACGAUAGUACUGAAGGAUCUUGAGGCGCUUCUUCUGGAAAAUUGUGAAGCGGAGCAAAGUGAGGUUCGCUUUUCUGCUAUAAGAUGGGCAACAACAUUAUACGAUACAUGGCACUGUUCAAGCCGGUACAUUUGCAUGAUUGGGGCUUCAGAUGUUAAACUGGACAUAAGGGAAAUGGCUCUAGCUGGUCUAAAUCUUAUGAAUGAUGGGAGGCAAUCAUCUGCAGGGUCUGGUGAUUUCAGCUAUCCUGAUGUAAAGGAGAUGAUAAAUUAUAUCUGCUGUCAGCGACCUCAGUUGCUGCAUUCUGAUGAGCAGAGAAAUGGAAAAUUACUUUUCCCUUCAAAAACAUUUGUUUCAUUGAUCAAGUUUCUGAUGAAGUGCUUUGAGUCUAGUGAUAGCUCAAAUCUUUUGCAAGAUCCAUCUGAUUCUGCUGUAGCAAAAAUGUGUGUCAUCUUAGAACAUGCCAUGUCAUAUGAAGGGUCUAGUGAACUGCAUGCGCUGGCCUUGAAGUCAUUGGUUGAACUUUCUUCUCGUGAGCCAAAGUUGGUGUCAUUGCGGUAUGCAGAACGCAUAAAUUGGCUAAGAACUCUUUUGGGUCAUGUUGAUUCUGAUGCUCGUGAAGCUGCGUCACGCCUGCUUGGUAUUGCUUCUUCAGCUCUUUCAACCUCUUCUGCACCAAGUCUUCUGUCUGAGCUCACUUCAACACUGAGUCAAAGCCGUCCAUCAAGAUUUGAAAAUUACCAUGGAGUUCUGUGUGCGAUCGGGUACCUAACAGCUGGUGCUUUGAAGCAAUCUUAUAUAUCUGAGGAUAUGGUAAAAAAUGUAGUUGAUAUUCUUGUAAAAGUAGUUAUCUCUGAAGGUUCGACAUUAGCAUCUGUUGCAAUGGAAUCUCUUGGUCACAUUGGUCUGCGUUGUGCAUUGCCUUCCAUCAACCAAAACUCUUCUACAGGUACACUAUUAAGCGUUCUCCGUGAGAGGCUGACUAAGCUUCUUUCUGAAAAUGACACUAAAGCUCAACAGAAAAUUCUUGUAUCAUUGGGGCACAUAUCUUGGAAUGAGAUGUCCUUUCCUCACCUGAAUGAUGCAUUAGACUUGAUUUUUAGCCUUUCACGUUCUAAGGUGGAAGAUGUACUUUUUGCUGCGGGGGAGGCUUUAUCUUUCAUAUGGGGAGAAGUUCCUGUGACAGCAGAUGUGAUACUGGAGACGAACUUUGUUUCCCUUUCCCAGGCCACAAACUAUCUUACCGGUGAUGCAUCUCUAGUCUCGAGUAACUCCUAUGAAAAAAGUGCUUGUGAAGAAGCACACUCAGUUGCACGAGACGAAAUUAUUAAAAAGUUGUUUGAAACACUAAUUUAUAGCAGUAGAAAAGAAGAACGCUGUGCAGGUACUGUCUGGUUGGUCUCACUGACGAUGUACUGUGGCCGACAUAAAAAAAUCCUAGAACUACUUCCGCAAAUCCAGGAAGCCCUUUCACAUCUUCUUGGUGAUCCAAAUGAGCUUACGCAAGAUUUGGCAUCUCAAGGCAUGAGUAUUGUGUAUGAGCUUGGUGAUGCAUCUAUGAAAGAGGAGCUGGUUCAUGCUCUGGUGAACACACUGACUGGCGCUGCAAGAAAGAAAAAAGCCAUUAAGUUGAUGGAGGAUUCCGAGGUCUUUCAAGAAGGCACAAUUGGCAAUAAUCCUACUGGAGGGAAACUUAGCACGUACAAGGAGCUGUGCAGUCUUGCCAAUGAGAUGGGGCAACCUGACCUGAUAUACAAGUUCAUGGAUCUAGCUAAUUAUCAGGCUGCUCUCAAUUCUAAAAGGGGUGCUGCUUUUGGAUUUUCCAAGAUAGCCAAACAAGCUGGCGAGGCACUUCAACCUUAUCUGCAUACCUUAAUUCCUAGGCUUGUCCGUUACCAACACGACCCUGAUAAAAACAUCCAGGAUUCAAUGGUACACAUCUGGAAGUUAAUUGUUUCAGAUCCGAAAAAAGCAAUAGAUGAACAUUAUGAUGCCAUAGUAGAGGAUCUAUUGGUUCAAUCUGGAUCGAGGCUUUGGCGCUCACGAGAAGCAUCCUGUCUUGCACUUGCAGACAUCAUCCAAGGUCGAAGAUAUAGUCAGGUUUGUAAACAUUUGAGAAAAAUAUGGACAACCACCUUCCGUGCAAUGGAUGACAUAAAGGAAACUGUGCGAACUGCUGGUGACAGUUUGUGCCGAGCCGGCAUACUCAGUAAAGUUCCAAGUGUUCAAAAAGCUGCUAUUAGUUUGGUCAUGAAGCUUGCUAAGGGUGCUGGUCCUGCCCUUCGUCCUCAUCUGCCGGAACUUGUUAGUUGUAUGCUUGAAUGUUUGUCAAGUCUGGAGGAUCAAAGGUUGAAUUAUGUUGAGAUGCAUGCAGGGAAUGUUGGCAUCAAAACUGAUAAGCUUGAAAGCUUGCGUAUAGCUGUGGCUAAAGAUUCUCCAAUGUGGGAAACUCUUGAUAUCUGUAUAAAAAUUGUUGAUAAGAAUUCACUUGAUCUAUUGGUUCCUCGCUUGGCUCAAAUGGUUAGAUCAGCUGUUGGCUUAAAUACAAGGGUUGGUGUUGCUAGCUUCAUAACCUUGUUGGUGCAGAGGGUCAUGGUUGACAUCAAACCAUUCACAACAAUAUUACUGAAGUUAUUGUAUACUGCUGUUCUGGAGGAAAGGAGUUCUGCCGCUAAAAAGGCUUUCGCGUCCUCUUGUGCAACUGUUUUGAAAUACGCUAGUCUUCCCCAGGCUCAGAAGCUUAUUGAAGAUACUACCUCUCUGCAUUCAGGUGGGAAAAACGAUCAGUUAUCUGGUGCAAUUCUUAUUAAAGCCUACUUGAGCAAUGCAGCGGAUAUUCUUGGUGGAUAUAAUGCGGUGGUUAUCCCUGUAAUUUUUGUGUCGAGGUUUGAUGAUGAUAAAGACACCAGUGCUUUAUAUGAAGAACUUUGGGAGGAUAUUCCUACUAGUGAAAGAGUAACCCUAACACUAUAUUUACCAGAAAUUGUAUCUCUUUUAUGUGAUGGCAUGUCAUUGUCAUCAUGGGCUGGUAAAAGAAAGUCAGCCAAGGCUAUAAAGAAGCUAUGUGAUAUUCUUGGAGAACCCCUAUCAGCACACUACCAGAAUAUUCUCAAAUCACUUUUGAAAGAAUUGCCAGGUCGAUUCUGGGAGGGAAAAGAUGCUAUUCUGGACGCAUUGGCUUCAUUGUGUUCUUGCUGUCAUGUUGCUAUAACUGCAGAAGACUCCAGCUUUCCAAGUGUUAUACUAAAUGCUGUGUGUGCUGCGUGCAGUAGGAAAUCAAAAUUGUACCGUGAAGCAGCUUUCUUGUGUCUACACAAAGUGAUUGUGGCAUUCAGAGAUCCAGGAUUUUUCAAUAGUGUGUUUCCAAUGUUGUACGAGGUUUCUAACCAAUCUGUCAUUUCGAAGACAAAAGGCUCUGCUGGUGCGGAACUAGAUGAAAGUGAAUGUGCUUCUUUUUCUCUGGAUAAAGUGCUCAAUUGUGCAACAUCUUGCAUCAGUGUCGCUUUUCCACAGGAUAUUAUCAACCAAAAGAAGAAUGUUUUAGAACUAAUAUUGAAUUCUCUCUCACCUGAGGAGAGUUGGCAAGUUAAACUAUCAUCCUUCUUGUGUAUCAAAGAGUUGUGCCUGAAAUUUCACAGUUCUGGUGAUAGUAGCACAUGGCCUCAAGACACAGCUUGCUUGGUUCAGGAGUUAUUUCAUUUGGUAUCACCAAAAUUAGUAGACUCCAUAAGAUUAGUAAAGAUUGCUCAGGUUCACAUUGCUGCAUCGGAGUGCCUUCUUGAUUUGAGCAAACUGUACAGAGACUUCCCAUUGUUGGACAGAACAGAGGCCAAGUUCGAGGAUGAACUUGCAGAGCUCUGCGAGUCUGAAAAAAGUGAACAAGCAAAGGCAAUUCUGAAGGAAUGCCUGGCCAUUCUUAAAACUCUUCCUGGAGUAACCAUGACGACGGAUUAA
Messenger RNA from Miscanthus lutarioriparius, 5331 nucleotides. The record is from the annotation of a GenBank genome assembly. NCBI's taxonomy places the organism in Eukaryota, Viridiplantae, Streptophyta, Magnoliopsida, Poales, Poaceae.